AUGAAUACUAGCCUUUUCUCCUUGGCCAAUAAACACAUCCACCUGGAAAAUGGACACACGGUUUUGGAUGCCUUUUUGAAAAUUGUUCGAAAUGAGGGCAUUAAAUCCAUGUGGAGUGGCCUUCCCCCUACCUUAGUGAUGGCAGUUCCUGCCACAGUUAUUUAUUUUACCUGCUAUGAUCAAUUAUCUGCUCUCCUGAGAUCAAAAUUAGGAGAAAAUGAAAGUUGUAUACCAAUUAUUGCCGGAUUUGUUGCCAGAUUAGGUGCAGUAACUGUGAUAAGUCCAUUAGAAUUGAUUAGAACCAAGAUGCAAUCUAAGAAGUUUUCUUACAAAGAAUUGCAUCAAUUUGUCAGCAAGAAAGUAUCUGAAGAUGGUUGGAUUUCCCUUUGGAGAGGCUGGAUUCCUACUGUUCUUAGAGAUGUACCAUUCUCAGCAAUGUACUGGUAUAACUAUGAAGUUUUAAAGAAGUGGUUGUGUGCGAAAUCUGGUUUAUACGAACCAACAUUUAUGAUCAACUUUACUUCAGGGGCAUUGUCUGGUUCUUUUGCAGCUGUUGCAACUUUGCCAUUCGAUGUGGUAAAAACACAAAAGCAGACUCAACUUUGGACAUAUGAAAGUCAUAAAAUUUCUAUGCCUUUGCCUAUGUCAACCUGCACUAUCAUGAAGAACAUUGUUGCUAAGAAUGGAUUUGCAGGAUUAUUUACAGGCCUCAUUCCCCGUUUAAUUAAAAUUGCUCCUGCUUGUGCUAUUAUGAUCAGUACCUAUGAAUUUGGGAAGGCUUUCUUCCAAAAGCAAAAUGCUCGAAGACAAAAAUACUAG
Molecule: messenger RNA, 819 nt
Organism: Callorhinus ursinus (northern fur seal)
Lineage: Eukaryota; Metazoa; Chordata; Mammalia; Carnivora; Otariidae
Product: mitochondrial glutathione transporter SLC25A40-like
Biological process (GO): mitochondrial transmembrane transport
Cellular component (GO): mitochondrion
Source: RefSeq, a predicted model, not a curated record